AUGUCAAAGCCCGCUCUGAUAUUGGUUCCUGGGUCAUUUGCCAAAGCAGAGCUAUAUGACAGUUUUGUGGAAAAGGUCAAACUUCAUGGACUUGAAUUCGAAGUUGUUGAUCUUCCAUCGACCAUCGACCGCUUUCCAGAGCCUCCAGCAACAGUGGCAAUUGACGCGGCUGCGAUACAAGCGAUUGCGUCCAAAUACAUCGAACAAGGCAAGGAAGUCCAUAUUCACACGCAUUCAUAUGGAGGCAUUCCGGGUACAGAGAGUAUCAAAGGAAUAUCGAAAUCCGCUCGAGAAGUCCGUGGUUUGAAAGGGGGUGUCAGUCGAAUUGUGUACACGACUUCUCUUGCUCUGCCCGUAGGUGUAUGUCUAAAGGAUGGUAUGGGGGACAAUUUGCCGGAUUUCCUGACUCUGAUAAAUCAGGGUGACUACAUGUCGACGGAUCCUGUUGCAAACUCAAAGUUGACCUUUUCCGGCCUUCCUGAUGAAGAAGCACUCAGAUUGGCAAACAACAUGUCUGUGCAUUCAGUCGCUAGCUACGAGAGUCCCUUGACAUAUCCAGGGUAUAGGGAUGUGGACGUUUCAUACAUAGUUUGUGAUGAGGAUUUGAUAAUUCCAUUGCAAGCACAGGAACAGAUGAUUGAAUUUCUCAAGCAAGACACAGGAAAAGUCGUGGAUGUUUACCAUAUCAAGGCCGGGCAUGCACCUCACGCCUCUGAACCUGUCCUUUUGGCUGAAUUGUUCCAAAAGAUCGCUGUGCAGGCUUCAUAG
Messenger RNA from Exophiala aquamarina CBS 119918, 768 nucleotides. RefSeq lists its product as uncharacterized. NCBI's taxonomy places the organism in Eukaryota, Fungi, Ascomycota, Eurotiomycetes, Chaetothyriales, Herpotrichiellaceae. The transcript is spliced from 2 exons. Bases 1 to 768 code for a protein of 255 amino acids. The record is from RefSeq and is a predicted model, not a curated record.